CAGUCAUGUCACAGGCAAUAUCAUUGUCGUCCAGCAAAGACAAACUAAAACGUCAAUCAACGAAAACGGGUCAAGAUAUACCAGUCAUGUCACAAGCAAUAUCAUUGUCCUCCAGCACAGAUAAACUAAAACGUCAAUCAACGAAAACGGGUCAAGAUCUACCAGUCAUGUCACAAGCAAUAUCAUUGUCCUCCAGCACAGAUAAACUAAAACGUCAAUCAACGAAAACGGGUCAAGAUCUACCAGUCAUGUCACAAGCAAUAUCAUUGUCCUCCAGCACAGAUAAACUAAAACGUCAAUCAACGAAAACGGGUCAAGAUCUACCAGUCAUGUCACAAGCAAUAUCAUUGUCCUCCAGCACAGAUAAACUAAAACGUCAAUCAACGAAAACGGGUCAAGAUCUACCAGUCAUGUCACAAGCAAUAUCAUUGUCCUCCAGCAAAGACAAACUAAGCAGUCAAUCAAAAGAAAAUCCAAUGUCAGUUCCAACACCAGAAGGGUCAGAAUGUGAUAGUUUGUCUUCCACUGAAAGUUUUAAAACCGUCUGGAACAGGUCUGAACAUCAAUUUGAAACCGUACCAGUUAAUAUUAGCAGUAUGGAUGAGAAUAUGAGCAAACAACUAGAAGGUCAGUUAUGUAAGCAAAAAGCACAAGCACAAUGCAACGAUGACACGUAUGAGACAGUCAUACAAGACAGCACUCAUAGUUCAGAAAAAAAAUCAGAAUUACUAGUUUCGGACGGAGAAAGGUCAGGUGGUUUUGACAAUAGAAAUAUACAAGCGGAACAGGAUAUUCCAACCAGAAAAGAUUAUACCGAUGUCUCAAAAGACAAAUAUAUAGGUGAAGAUUUGCCAUGUACAGAUAUUCCAAUGGAUGACUCGGAUCGUGCAAAGUCAGAUAACGAUGGAGAGGUGUACAUAAAAACUGUAACUAAACCUGGAUUGAUCAGAAAGUUAAAACAGAUGUUUGGGGUUUCGAAAAAAGUUAAAGAAGUCAAAAUAUCAAUCACGAAAGAAAACUUUCUCAAGAAGACCUCUAAAGUUGGGAAAAAGCAGUUACACAACAAAAAGAUAGCACCUAUUAUUAUUUGGGAUUUUGGUGGCCAGGACGUGUUCUAUUCAACACAUCAGACGUUUCUGACAUACAGAGCUAUUUACAUACUUGUAUUGGAUGGAAGUAGAACACUUGAUGAUCCAUGUCCGUAUGAACAAUAUCUCCCCGGAAAAAGUGGACAUAAAACAGGUAGAGAUUAUCUGCUCUUCUGGAUCAACACAAUUGUAACAUACUGUAAGGGAAGCGUGCAGGGAUUUCCUAAAAUUUUGGUUGUUUUAACUCACAAAGAUCGGGUAGCAGCUAUAGAGGUUGAACAAAGAAGACAUGAAAUAUUUGCAGAAAUCAACAAGAUGUUUUACCAGACAUCGUUAAUGCAACAUUUAGUGCUUGAUGAUAAAAUAUUUGUAAAUGCGCACGACAAAUAUGACCCAGAAAUGACGAAGAUCAAGGAUGCUAUUAUCAGCGAAUCAGAGAGGCAACCAACAUGGGGUGAGCCACUUCCAAAGUGUUUUAUCCCUUUAGAGUUAGAAUUUGCAACGCUGAUCAGAAAAGGCAUUCCUCUGAUUACACUAGAGCAUCUAAAGAAAAUAAACGCAUUGCAACCCAUUAGACCGUUAUCAGAAACCGAGUUGAAGGUAUUUCUGAAAUUUCAACAUUCCAUUGGCAAGCUGUUGUACUUUGAUGAGCAUAAAUUGGACGACCGUAUAAUUUUGUCUCCCACUCUUCUCAUUGAUGCCUUUAAAUCUAUUGUUACUGAUAGAAGGUUCUGUCAAGGAGACAAAGAAAGAGAAGAGUUGUGGGAUGUUAUGGGUAAGAAAGGAGUAGUCUCAAAACCAAUAAUCGAACAAAUUUGGAAGAAAAAGAAAUAUAAGAAGUUCUACAAAGAUAAAGAUUAUUUACUGGACGUUAUGACUCACCUGGAUAUAUUGGUAGAACCAAAAAGAUACGAUAUAGAUCGCAACCGUAUACCUGCUGACUUCUACUAUGUUGCAAGUAUGGUACGAGCUAAAGAUGAUUCUGGAUACCUUCAAUCAGCUGGCUUUACAACCAGGAGUAUUUCCAUAGCCUUCCAAUCGUCAUCAUUGAUGAUACCUCCUGCAUUAUCUUUUAGAUUUAUUAGUUACUGUCUAUGUGUAUGGGCGGUGAAAACAUACGGAGAUACCAACAAGGACAUGCUGUUCCAUCGGGCUGGGGUGUUUACCAUUGAUCCGUCUUUAGAUUUGUACAUUGGCUGCGAAGAUGAAAGGAUUGUUGUCCGUCUUGUUCAUGCCACAUCAAACACACUGAUAAUGAGGGAUGUAGCUUCCAGCAUCUAUGAAUGCCUUACAUCAGCCUUGGAGAAAAUAAGUCAGCUGUAUAUUAGAACAAGCAGUGAUCAGACUCAAACCAUCGAUGCAUCCUUUAUGACCAGGAUAUGUUGUAACUCACCAAAAAACUCAUGCCUCCUUCCUGACAAAGACCAAGCUCACCCAGACCAACUAUGGAUAUGUCCUUCACAUGGCAUCGCACACAGCAUACACACAAUUACAUCGUGGAUUGAAGAAAAGGAAGACGAAAAGUGUAAACCAGGGUGCACAGUUACCAAAGAUGAAUUUCUGAAAGAGACACCAUCAGACAUACAUUUACGACAUCUGUCGUUGAUGUACAGUCCAGUCGAGGCUAAAGAACUGGCAAUGCAUUUGGGAUUGUCGAACAGGGAGGUUAAUGUCAUACUGGAAACUGAAGAUCCCUUGACAUCAAGCUUUGCAAUUUUGCUACAAUGUCGAGAAAGCAGGAUGGUGACAUUUAAAGACAUCACAGAGGCGAUAGAGAGUAUUGGAAAAGAAAGUAUCCAUAUACUUUGCAAGCUUGUGAAAGGCGAACAUAUUCAUUUUGACAUGCAACAUGAGAUGUGGGAUCUGGUACCUACAGCAGAACACAUUGACAGAUUGGCUCCAUUAGUAGGGAAACAUUCCCUACCGUUCCUUAUCGAACUUGGAUUGGACUUUCAUACCUGGGAACAGAUCUGCCACAGACAAAAUCAAAGAGAUUUGGUUCGACUGAACCAGGAUAUCUUAGAAGAAUGGAGAUUCAAGUUUUGUAGGAAGCAUAAUCUGAAACCAACAUUGAGAAAAAUCGCACGUGCAUUCAGUAGCAUUGGCAAAAAUAUAAAACUCGUUGAAAACACAUUGUCAGAUUUAUUUUAACUUUUUUAUAUUUUUAUUCAAGAAUGAUUUUCUCUUGUACGCAUCUAUUCAAAACUGAUCAAGGGACAGGACAAUACGUAUAGAACAUUCUUUGAAAUAUUAUGUAUUAAUACAAAUGCUUAUAUGAAUUCUGAAACGAGAAAUGUCUUUGUUGGAUUAAAGAAAAGCAGGAUGCAAUCAAUCAAAUUCUUUAUUUAAAUCUGUAGAUUUUGUAAAAUACAACAAAAACUAUUGUAAGAAACUUCAGUGAUGUUUUUGUAUUAUUUAGACUGUUUAUACAACUAUUAAAUAUUUUUUUUUUUUUUUCAAUCAAUUUUUCUUUGUCUUCUUGAAAGAAAAAAGUUCGGUGGCACCAUGUUUUUCAUUUAAUUUCUCAACAUAUAUCAUACAACCUUUAUUAUAUUUUAUUUCAAAAUUAUAUAAUACAGAUUUAAUUUUAUUCACAUAAAAGAUUUGUUUAUAAACAAUCAGAAUUGACCUCCGCUUUUUUAAUUCGGUUUGUCUUACAAUUUGUUCUGCUUAUCUUGUUAUUGUUUUCAUACACACUGAAGAAACAGGUAUGUAAUAACACCUCAAUCUAUAUAUAUAUUUACAUUGCUGAUUUAUUGCUUCAAUCAUUUAUGGUUUCCACAAUUCUAUUGAUUAUUAGAAAAACACCCACAACUAAUCAUUAAAAACACAUACGGAUGUCUUGUGAUUAUGUUUCAAAGCUUUGUUUUGAUGAAUUAGUACAGAGUUACUUCGCAUGUGUAAGGAUGAAAAGAACACGAACAGUUAAGCAUAAAUAUCUUGGAAAUUAUAAAAAAAGUGGUGGUUAUAAUUCUGUCUCAAAUCUAAAGUACAUGUGAGCUUAUUACAUGUAUAUUCUUAUAAACUAAAGUCUCGAUAACUUGAUCGUUUUCUUCUGCGUUAACACUGACAAUGCGCGUUUGACUUUGAACUUUUUGAUAAAAACACGUUUAGUAUCAGUAUUAAAUGCAUACCAAUCACUGUUUCAUCACGUGACCAGAGAAAUAAUAAUGACUAUACUUAACUUUUAUUUAGUCAUUCAGAUUGAAUGUGCAUAUAAGAUACACUAUCUUGUGUUAUUUUACACAUGAUAUCCAAGAUCUUAUAAUACACAUCAAUUAUGAAACAAAAUAUCCAUGAUGAUAAUUAAAUAUUAAUCAAAGGUACCAGGAGUGAAUUAGUAUUUAAAAAAAAAAGUGGCGUUAAGUUUCAAACCAUAUAUUGAUGUGUAUUAUAUGAUCUUGAAUACCAUGUGUAAAAUAACACAAGA
Molecule: messenger RNA, 4518 nt
Organism: Mytilus trossulus (common blue mussel)
Lineage: Eukaryota; Metazoa; Mollusca; Bivalvia; Mytilida; Mytilidae
Exons: 7
Coding region: 6-3239 (1077 amino acids)
Source: RefSeq, a predicted model, not a curated record